This is a messenger RNA of Solanum stenotomum, 477 nucleotides long. RefSeq lists its product as uncharacterized. The record is from RefSeq and is a predicted model, not a curated record. NCBI's taxonomy places the organism in Eukaryota, Viridiplantae, Streptophyta, Magnoliopsida, Solanales, Solanaceae. Bases 1 to 477 code for a protein of 158 amino acids. The transcript has 2 exons.
AUGGCAGCACCACCAACCCCACAAGAAGGAGCUUCACAAACUCGACCACCACUGUUCAAUGGAAAGAAGGAAUGGGACGCUGCAAACAAACUAGCUAUCCAGAACAAUGCCAAGGCCAAGAAAAUCAUGAUAUGCGGUAUAGGUCCAGAUGAAUACAAUCGAAUCUCAUUAUGUCAGGAUGCUAAAGCUAUUUGGGAAACUUUACAAACUGCUCACGAGGGAACAACUCAAGUAAAGAAGUCUAAAGUCGAUAAUCUAAACAGGCAAUAUGAAUUGUUUCGAAUAGCAGAGGGUGAAACUAUACAAGAAAUGCACACCAGGUUCACCUCAAUCAUUAACGAGAUGUACUCUUUGGGAGAAAUAGUUCCGAAUGGAAAGGCAGUAAGAAAACUCUUAAGUGUUCUCCCUGAAUCAUGGGAAAGAAAAGUUGAAGCAAUCACUGAAGCUCGUGGGAUGCGCUAUCUAUGGACGAAUUAA